Messenger RNA from Anneissia japonica, 369 nucleotides. Its product is annotated as mitogen-activated protein kinase 5-like. The coding region runs from base 1 to 369 and encodes 122 amino acids. The transcript has a single exon. Gene Ontology annotation, biological process: autophagy; peptidyl-serine phosphorylation. NCBI's taxonomy places the organism in Eukaryota, Metazoa, Echinodermata, Crinoidea, Comatulida, Comatulidae. The record is from RefSeq and is a predicted model, not a curated record. Gene Ontology annotation, cellular component: cytoplasm. Gene Ontology annotation, molecular function: ATP binding; protein serine/threonine kinase activity.
AUGAUUCAGCCUUUGUUUGAUUCUGAGGAUAAAAAGCUAUUUUUAAAGGAGGUAGCACUGCUAAAUGAACUGCAUCAUGAUAACAUAGUCCAACUGAAAGCUGUAUCACAACAGCCCCCAGCAAUUAUGCUUGAAUACGUUGUCUUUGAUUUUCAACCAUUUGGGGAUGAUGUGCAAGUCAACUCAUUGUCGAGUCUUCUACUGAAACUUGAUGAAUCCAGCUGCGAAAAUUUUCACGAAUUAGUACGACAUGCUGGGAAGGAAAUUGUACAAGGAUUGUCUUAUCUACAUUCAAAAGGAAUUGCUCAUAGAGAUCUAAAACCAGAAAACAUACUGGUUAGCAGCAAUAACAAAAAAAAAUUCAAAUAA